AUGGCCUUCUGCCAGCGGCUUUCUUCAUGUUCAAGCUCGUGCUUGCGGGCAUGGGGUUUGCGCAUCUUGAGUCUCUGUGCCAUGGUCUCGGCUCCGGGCUUCACCAAGGGGCCGGCCUGGCCCAAACCAGCACUGCGCCCGGCACGCCAGGUCUGCAAGGCGCAGGUGGGAGAUGGACCUUCCAUGGACGUUCCUCUGUCCUAUGCCUUGUGGCCAGUCGCGGUCCGCUUGGCAAGCAUUCGAAAGGCUGUGAAAGGACAGAAAGUAGCCAGGAAGCAGCUUCAGCGCAACUUGCAAAGGGCGCAGCAAGAAGGAGAUCCACCAGAUGCAGGCCAGGUUGAGCUCCAGGAGCUCGAGGACAUCGACGACUUGGAAGAGAUGGACGAGGAUGUGGAAGACUUCGUGGAUCUAGACGAUGCCGAACUCGCGAGAUCCGCCACCUCACUUGAGGGCCAGAGCUUCUUCCAGGAAGGCGACCUGGACCAGGAGCUGCGCAUGGCAGCGCAGAUGUUGCCCGAAGAGGGGAUCUUCGAUCAGGCUGGCAAAAGCCUCAGUCGCGCAGCUGUGGUCGAGGCUUUGCUGAGUCAGUCGUCGAGGUCCUGGACAUGUGACGUAGAACGGAAGCCUGCCAUCCUCGAGGACCGACCAAAUCCUGACGGCAGCUUUGUCGCGGUGCUGGCGCAUGGAUUGGAGAGUGUGGUCGAACUGCGCGGCAGGUUGGUCCCCCUGUCCGCCCUGCCGGCAAAACAGCGCCGAGCGCUCCGACGCGUUGUGCAGCCGGGCGAGGUAAACUGGAAGGCAUUGCCGCCGUUUGUCCCAGCUCAUGAAGACAAGCGCUUGGAGAGAUUGGCUUUGGACAGCGAUUGCCGAUACUUUUCCAGCACAUCCUCUCUGACAGGGCUUCUGUCGCGGUGCUACUUCGCAAUAUCGCAGCACCGCCAGUUCGACCCUUGUGGCCUCAGCAAAGGAUACCGCAGCAGGCCGAGAAGCUUCAGCCCCAGCACUCGAUGGCCGGCAGUCUCAUAUCUUCGCCGAGCCUCUGGCUCAUUGUGGUCCCUGACUGCAGCGAAAGAGGACCCUGAGGACAAGACGGUGCUGCUGGAUUUGGGGAAGUCGAUGGAAUACCAGCUCACGAUGUCGAAGAACGAUUUCGAUGAGCGAUUCCUGAAGACAGGAGGUACAAGCACCGAAGUGUCCUCCACAGAGCAGAAGAAGGACAACCAGGCCUACAGAUUCUUGAAGGUGGGCCGGCUAAUGAUGCGUUCACAGCUGGAUGCCAUCUACCAGGGCUUUGUUUUCGAUGUCAAGACCCGUGCUGUGAGUGCGGUGAGGCAUGAUGCGCAGAAUUAUGAGAAGCGGCGGAAAUAUCGCAUCACCAGGAUCUUCGGUGCUCGCAACAGUUACGAGCUGGAAAUCUAUGAGAUGAUGCGAAAUGCCUUCAUGAAGUAUGGGUUCCAGGCCAAGAUUGGCCGCAUGGAUGGUGUCAUCGUGGCCUAUCACAACACGUCCGAAAUUUUCGGCUUCCAGUACAUUCCGCUGGCAGACAUGGAGCGUUGCAUUUACGGCGGCCGCGAGGCUGCCGAUGUGGCUUUCGACCUGAGUGUCAAAGUCUUGCAAACAUUGCUGGACUUUCUGACCCAGGACGAAGACCUGGCAAAGUAUGGGACUAUCAAGAUGAGGGUCUCAUGCGAGGAGAGUGCAAACUCAGACUUGGGAAACGCGCUAGAUGUGUCUGCAGCUGCGGUCCUGAAAGAAGGCGAGGAAGCGGAAGUUGAUGAGCUUGGGACGGCUCGGCACUUCCGCCUUCUGGUGAAUACGUUCCAUGGGGACGGGACCCGGCGCAAGGCGGACGAGGCCUUGCAGACUGGCGACUAUGUCGAAGUGACCUUUACGGAGGUCGUUGUCAAUGCCUUCCUCGAGAAACGAGGCGAGUCAGGGACGACGCAAGCCCAGGAAGAGUGGUCUCCAUGGCAGGCUUUGGAUGACCUUGCUUCUGCAAUCCAGCGUGUCUUCCAGGGAGGCGAAGAGAAAAGGCUCCUUGUGGAAGUAUGGACUGGCCAUCUUCUUCUGAUUCUGCUUAUCCUUCCUAUUCACCAUGCGACUGCUCCGGCCAACCUGCCGAAUCGUGCCUUCAGGUACCGCACAUAUCGCCAAACACACGAUUUCUUCCGAGACCUUCGUCGACGUCAUCCGAACCUCGUAGAGCUUUGGUUUGCGCAGGAUCUUUUUCCGGAGAUUCUUCCUCAGAAGAAGUCCUGGGGAACCUGCGAGGGCGAGGCAUGCAAGACACUCAUUGUGCGCAUCGCCAACAAGCAGCUGCUUUCCGACUCCACUCCAGAGGUUUUCUUCAGUGGAGCACUACACGGAGAUGAAAGGAUUGGUCCGGCGACUGUCUGUGAGCUGGCGAAUUUCCUUUGCGAGCAGCAUGCGGCAAAUCACGCAGAGGUAACACGACUGGUCGAUGGGCGAUCCACGUGGCUCAUGCCAAUGACGAACGCACAUGGCUAUGCGAACUACAAGAGGGAGGAGAAUGGCAUGGAUCCAAACCGAGACUUCCCGUAUUUGCAGAUGCCUCAGCGAUGCAUGCAGACGCAGACCGCUCGAGCGGUGAACGAGCUGUUCCGCCGCCAUCUCUUCCAGUUCAGCAUCACCUUUCACGGCGGCAUGCGGGCCCUCACCUAUGAAUGGGGAUCGAAAAACCACUUGGUGAAAAUGAAGUCGACGGAGUCUCCUGAUGAGUCGGCCUUCAGACAGGUGGGUGAGUCUAUUCGCGAAGCUGCCGGGAAGACCUCCAAAAACCGAUGGUUCUAUCCCCUCGGCCCGAUCAAUGACUUGGUAUACCCCGUGGAUGGAGGCAUGGAGGACUGGUCCUAUGCAGCUGGCUUCGAGAACUCUCCUCGGCCCAUCACGGUCUGCCAACCGACCACAUAUGGUGGUUACCCCGAGGACCGUACAAGGUAUCGCAAAGAUAGCAUCAGUACUCUCAUGUAUUUGGCAGAAAUGGACGACAAGAAAACGGCACAAGAGGCGACUCUUGGGCACACUUCGGAGAUUUGGGCAGCCGCCGUUUCGCAGGGCCACGUACCACGAAACCUUCGAAUGUGUUUGAAGCUGAUUGAGCUGGCACGGCCGGAAGUUGUGGUGCAAAGCGUGCGGAUACCGCGAGACCCAGGCCCGGGUACAGCCGUCGCCGUCGAGGCUUUCGGCUUCGGCUGCAGCCAGCUGACGGCGAGGCUUCUCGUGGCACCGAAUGCCCACAUCCCACAAUGCAAUGUUGGUUUGGACAGCGGUGCAGCCUUGGAGGACAGCACGUUUCGAGAGCUGCUCGAGCUCGAAACUAAGGCCAAGCAGAUUGCCACGGUGAACUUCAGAUGCCAAGGGCUGACGCUCUGGGGCACUCCGAGAGCAUCUUUCCGUCUUGAGGGCAAACUGCCCGCGGAUGUCAGCGGCGAGGUGUGUCUCCUGAUAGCGGCUGAGUUUGAUAGCCAAUGGGGCCACCAGGUGCAUCCAGAUCCGUCGGUGAAGCCUCGAUCACAUGCCGCCCGCCUUCGAUUGGAGGAGCGAUACGAAGCGAAGGCAAGUGAUGGACAAAAUCUGAUCCGAGCGCGUCGCACCAAACUGUUCGCUGCUGAGCCGACCCCACUCCUGUUGAAAGAGUACAUGCAGGCGGCGGAGGUGCAACCCGUUUCGAGUACUCACUCGCCGUCUUCAGAGGUGCCGGUUGCCACGACGCAUCCACCGAAGGAGCCAGCGUCAAUGUCGACAUCGCGUGCAGCGCACGCAACGACAUCCUACCUCCGACAUGCUCCACCGACAGCUCCGCCGGAAGAAACCGGUGGGCUGACAAUACCUUUGUAUGCCAUCGCUACAAUUUCGUUCGUCAUUUCUUUGUCCUGUGGUUUCAUGGUGCUGGUCAACCCGCAUUCACAGGCACGACAGGGCAAAGCGAAUGUGCACGACGCUAUCAGUGAAGCCGAGCUUGCAAAGAUGGUAG
This is a messenger RNA of Symbiodinium sp. CCMP2456, 3994 nucleotides long. NCBI's taxonomy places the organism in Eukaryota, Dinophyceae, Suessiales, Symbiodiniaceae. The record is from the annotation of a GenBank genome assembly.